Messenger RNA from Giardia duodenalis, 1407 nucleotides. Its product is annotated as Glycosyl transferase family protein. The coding region runs from base 1 to 1407 and encodes 468 amino acids. The transcript has a single exon. The record is from RefSeq and is a predicted model, not a curated record. Lineage: Eukaryota; Fornicata; Diplomonadida; Hexamitidae. Gene Ontology annotation, molecular function: glycosyltransferase activity.
AUGACGACCGCGGCGUCCGACGCCUGUAGGGCCGCCAUCUAUGACUGGACCAUAAGCACCUCUGCCAUCUCCACAGAGAAGUCCUGUUGUAUUGCAACUCUUGCCUUCGAUGACGAGGCCUAUUUGAUUGCUGCAGCAGUUCUGGCCCACUCGCUUCGUGAAACAAACACCACAGUCGAUCUUGUCCUGUUUCUGAGUGACACGUUGAAUUACUCUCCGGACAAGAAGGUCCAGGGAUGCAUCUCUCUCUGCAAGCAGGUCUUUGAUGCUAUCAUAAUCGUGACCCCGUUGGAGUUUCGCGUCUCUCUCGAGGUGUGGCCUCGUUUCCAGAAGCUGUACAGCAACUGGCUUCCCAAGUGCUUCACCAAGCUCUACCUAUUGAAGCUCAAGCCCUACGAAAAGGCCUUGUUUAUGGAUAGUGAUAUGCUAGUACUACAUAAUAUAGACCACAUUUUCGACCUAAAAACACCGUUUGGUACACUAGUGACAUACCGCAAAGAGGGGUUAGAAACAGGAACACGUUUGGCGCGGAGAACGAUCUUACUUAGCCUUCUUAACUCGUACGGAAUCUCCGGCGCCUUCUUCUGCGUCCAGCCCGACGACGAUAUGUUCCAAAUAGCUAAGCUACAUAUCAGGGAAAAGAUAAGGCAGAAUGGAACUUAUUACGAGACACCAAAAGAUCUAGACAUUAACUCUGACAUACCAGUCAGGAGGCGCCUCAAUGCAGGCCCUGACGAGCAGAUAUUUACAUGGCUCUACUCCCACGACUUUAAGUAUGAUUCAAAAAGCAACCGUUAUGAGUACCUCAACAAGGAGCAGGACUCAACGCAGCAAGAGGACACGGCCAAGAAGGAUGGUAAAGAAGGAACAGAUGUUAAGCAGAAAGUGGUACAGGAUCCUAGGACAAAGUGGACAAACGUAUCGCGUCAAUACAACUGCGUCCCUUGGUUGAAGCACAAGUUUGAAAAGGGGUACUUCCCUCUUAGAUAUCCCAAUCGUACAUAUGAUGGCGAGACACCUGAGCGAAAAGUCUAUGUUGUUCACUAUGUGACCGAGAAGCCGUGGGUAACCCUAGAGAAAACAAAGAGGGAUGCUAGCCUCCAGGUAUGGCCUGAUGUGAAGUGGUGGUAUGAUGUGUAUGAUAGGCUCCGCGAGAAGUAUGCGCCCACGUUCAAUGACCUUCUCAUCCCACUCCCGCAGACAGUAAGCUUCAUGUCACAAGAGGAGGCAGACAGGAUCUAUGAGGAAGAUCAUCAACGGCUGGUUGAUCGAACACGAGAGGCCCGUGCACGAAAGAUGGAAGAACGAGAGCGUGCAGAGCUCGAAGGCCAUGCACCGGAGCGUCGCUAUGCUGAGAAGGAUGGGCCGAAAGAACGGGCACCCAGAGCUAGAACACGCAAGGAUUAG